CCCUUGUGCUGGGUUGUUUUUUUUAUUUUAAAGUUACAAAAGACAGGUUCUGGUGUUAGAAUUGAUAAGAAAAUCAAAAUGCAAAUAUACAAGAUAGUUUUGUUUUCCACAUUCAUGUUUACUUUAUUAAAUAAAACUUAUGCGACGUCAUCAAAUUGGGUUGUUACAAAGUUAGAAGAAGAUCCAGACAUUGUAGAUGAACCGUCCAAUAAUAAUUCAGAUUCGUUAUCGAAAUUAAAAUAUAAGACAACUGAAUUAUUACAUAAAGUUAAUAUUAAUAAUACAAAGACAUUAGCAAAUAAUAUAGCAAAUAGGACUAAAAAAGCUUUAAGCAAUGAAAGUGCACAAAAGGUGAAAACUGGAAUUAAAAAUGCAGUCAACUCAACCACAAAUUACGUUAUACAAAAAAGUAAAGGUCAAGAAAAAUAAUCUUUCAAAUAAAAAGUUAAAUUAUUAAUUAUAUAUAUUAUUUAAGGAACGUAAGAAAUGUAUCAAUUAAUAUAACAUUACAUAAUAUUAAUAUUUUAAUAAAUAUUACUAUUACGAUAUAUUUGAAUAAAUUAAUUCAUAAAUCUUAAUAUGUAUAAAUACUAUUUACACAUAUUUACUAAAAAAGUAAACGUUAGAAAUGAUAUAUUAAAUAUAAAGUUAAAUUAUUACUUUUGUAAAUUAUUUAAAGACUAUGUUAAAUAUGUAUCAGCUAAUAUAAUACUACGUUAUAUUGAUAUUUUUAUAAAUAUUACUAUUAAAAUUUAUUUAAUAUUCUUUAUUACCAUAAAAAUGUUCAAUGUGUGUAAAUUAUUAUUUCCAUUCUUAUUGUUUUAAUAAAAUAAUAUCUUUCAAAGCAAUUCAGCAUAGGCGCAGUCUGAGUGGAUACUUAACAGGAUGAAACCAUCCAAAUGCUAAUAGUUACUUAAUAAAAAUACGUUUAAACAGUUACAAGUAAUUUUUUUUUAGUCAAAGAAAAAGUUCAAUUAGAUUUCCAAUAUUUGUUCAAACUGCGCCGAUGCAAUAUACCGAAAACACUUUUACUGUAGCUAGUCUCAAAUGUAUAUAAAAACAUACAAAUCACCACUUUAAAGAAUCUUAUUGAGAUUUUUUUAAUAAUGUUAAUAAAGAUAUACAUAUUUCAAUU
Daktulosphaira vitifoliae (grape phylloxera) is the source of this 1135-nucleotide messenger RNA. RefSeq lists its product as uncharacterized. Bases 79 to 429 code for a protein of 116 amino acids. The record is from RefSeq and is a predicted model, not a curated record. NCBI's taxonomy places the organism in Eukaryota, Metazoa, Arthropoda, Insecta, Hemiptera, Phylloxeridae. The transcript has 6 exons.